AUGGAGCAGCGGACGCUUUCAUGUUCUCUAGAAAUAUCAGGUAUUACUUCUAACGUUAAAGCAAAUGAGGUCACUAUAACUCAAGAGAUUGCGAAGAAGCUCGAUCUCGACACUGGCUCAAUAGUUUGUGCACGACGACUUCCGACCCGCAGGGAAAAUCCAGGCAACAUUAUAGUGGAAUUGAGAUCUAAAGACGCCCGGGACCAGUGGAUAGAAGCGGGUAAAAAAGCUCAACUUACCCUAAGCGUAUUUGGUAAAAACGUACCGAGUGAACAAGCUGGAAUAAGAAUCUUUAUUCGAGAAGCACUAUCUCCCUACAUGAAGACCCUAUAUUACAACGCCAGGAAUAGUCUCAAGACUUCGCAUAAAUAUGUAUGGUGCAAAAAUGGAUUGAUCUACUGCCGUAAAACAGACGACAGUAAAGUGCUUAUUAUCCGUUCAAACCAAGAUAUAUCGAAACUCUUAGAAUAA
Molecule: messenger RNA, 471 nt
Organism: Parnassius mnemosyne (clouded apollo)
Lineage: Eukaryota; Metazoa; Arthropoda; Insecta; Lepidoptera; Papilionidae
Source: the annotation of a GenBank genome assembly